This is a messenger RNA of Bactrocera neohumeralis, 1475 nucleotides long. RefSeq lists its product as uncharacterized. The coding region runs from base 356 to 994 and encodes 212 amino acids. The transcript has 4 exons. The record is from RefSeq and is a predicted model, not a curated record. NCBI's taxonomy places the organism in Eukaryota, Metazoa, Arthropoda, Insecta, Diptera, Tephritidae.
AUGCCAAACAGUCGUUGUUAAGAAGUGAUUGUGGCCUCACACGCUCAACUCCAGCUCAGCUCAGCUCAGCGCUCAAGUACGGUGGCGAAAUCGUUAAAGAAACCAAUCAACCAGACAGCAAAUUAAACGCCUGUAAACGUUUGUAAUAUUUCAAUUUUGUUAGCUGCAAUACGCUGCAAACGCUCGGCGAGCCAAACAAACAAUUAAAUAAAAAAAAUACGAAAAAUACAAAAACAAUCGUUACAACAAAGACUUUGUGUAAUUCCGCGUUUGUUCGUUGAGCUAAAUUCGUUGAUUAACGCUUUUCGUUUUUAAUUACCGUUAAAACGCAGCACACACUCAACAAAAUUCAAAAAUGAAGUUCUUCAACAUCACACUUUUGCUGGUCGUUCUAGCGUUGGUCUGCUGCUUCUCCCUCACAUACGCGCAAGAGGAAGGCGCUGCGCCAAGCGGUCCCAAGCGGCCGGCACUGCGGCGCCCAGUCGGUGGUAAGGCGGCAAAAACCACAACAACAACAGCCGCACCAGAGGAGGACAAUGAGUAUGAUGAUGGUGAAGGCAACGCUGCCGAGGGUGAGGAGGGCGAUGAGGAUGGCUUGGGCGCAAGCAGCACUACAACAACCACAGAAGCACCCAAAAAGGUGAUAGGACCAGUCAUUCGGCCAUUCCGUUCCAACGAUGACUUCUUGAACUCGCUGAAACGUCGUCAACAAGACGCCAAGAAACACAGAUCUGUUGAGAAGCCAACACCAAAGAGCAAGCCAGCGCCCUCUAACGACGAAGACGCUGAUGAAGGCGCCGAAUCUGCGCCAGCUCCAUCGUCGAAAGGCUUCAAGGGCGGCAAUUCAGCCUUGAACCGCCGUAAAUUGUCGAAACCCGGCAAGCCCGAACCAGCGCCCGCCGAUGAUGCCGCCGCCGAGGAGUCCGAACAGGAGCCAAAAGAGCAAGCGAGACGUCUGCCACAUGCUCGUCUCGCCUUGAGGAAGCGCAACUAAGACGCGACGCGCACGCGCAGUGAAAUGUGAAAAUUUCUUUGCAAAACAGUUUCUACUCCUGUUAAUUUGAUAACUUCCUCCACCUCCAAGUUCUUUUCCAUGAGUUGUAAUGCAAAAACAUACAUAACUGUAAGCUAUUCAGCUUUCUUCACUUAUCUAGCUGUCUCUUGCGCACUUGCAGCGCUGCGCUUCAGCGUUGUAAUUGCUUUGUGAUUAUAAACACCUUAUAACUGUAUAUUUUUCUUUCACUCCACACCCGUACAUAUGUAGAAGCUUAUCGUUUUGUCUAGAUUUAAGUUAUUUUAUUUUAUAAUUGUUUCCACUUUUGUUUUAAUUGAAAUUUUCGUUUGGAGUUAGAAUCGUCCUCAGUGCUCUUAAGCUUCUUUAUAUGUGUUAUGAUUAUUAUUUUAUAUACUUGUAUGUAUUUUUGAGUUUACGUGUAUAUUAUAUAUUUUAUUGUACAUACUGUCAGCGUAAAUUU